ACGCGACGGAGCGGGCUGCGAAGAUGGCGGACGAUGAGGCCGAGCAGGAGCGCCUGAGCGGCGGCGGCUGCGCGGCGGAGCUGCGGCGCCUGGGCGAGCGGCUGCUCUACGACCGUAAGGUCUUUGUUGAUGUUCCCGAGCCAAUCCCGCCGGACCUGCAAGCUGGGAGUGGCGGCGGCGUCUGCGGUACGCGGCCGUUAGCGCUGGCUGCUCUCCGCGGUGCAAGGGAGCUGUCACCCAUUCCGGAUGCUGGGAUUAAAGGCUGCGUGACUUCUGCCCAGCACAAACUGCUUUUUUUUUGUUCUUCAAAAUUGUUGGGAAUAUGUUUGUUUAAAAUAGUUGGAAAAGGGAAAAAGUUGAUUAGUCAAUGUGCAAUUUUAUUUACAUUUGAAUAUGUUUUAUUUUUCCUUCCAAAACAGACACUCCUUGAAUAUGCAGAGAAGUGGAAAACUUCCGAAGACCCCUUACCUUUACUGGAGGUAUACACAGUGGCCAUCCAAAGUUAUGUGAAAGCUCGACCAUACCUUACCUCAGAAUGUGAAAGUGUAGCCUUGGUUCUGGAACGCUUGGCAUUAAGCUGUGUUGAACUUUUACUAUGUCUACCUGUUGAGUUAUCAGAUAAACAGUGGGAACAAUUUCAGACAUUGGUGCAGGUAGCUCACGAGACGCUGAUGGAGAGCGGCAGCUGCGAGCUACAUUUUUUAGCAACUCUAGCUCAGGAGUCUGGUGUGUGGAAAAAUGCGGUUCUGUCCACUAUUCUUUCCCAGGAGCCAUUGGAUAAGGAUAAAGUGAAUGAAUUUUUAGCAUUUGAGGGCCCCAUCUUGUUGGAUAUGAGAAUUAAACAUCUAAUCAAAUCAAAUCAGUUAAGUCAAGCCACUGCUCUAGCAAAGCUGUGUUCUGAGCAUCCAGAGAUUGGUACAAAAGGGAGUUUUAAGCAAACUUACCUUGUCUGUCUUUGCACAUCUUCACCAAAUGAAAAGCUAAUCGAAGAGAUUUCAGAAGUUGAUUGCAAAGAUGCAUUAGAAAUGAUCUGUAAUUUAGAAUCUGAGGGUGAUGAGAAAAACGCCCUUGUUUUGUGUACUGCCUUUCUCUCCCGGCAGCUCCAGCAAGGAGAUAUGUACUGCGCCUGGGAACUCACCCUGUUCUGGAGUAAACUGCAGCAGAGGGUAGAACCAUCAGUUCAAGUGUACCUUGAGAGGUGUCGUCAGCUGUCCUUGUUAACGAAGACUGUAUAUCACAUUUUCUUCCUGAUUAAAGUCAUUAAUUCAGAGACUGAAGGGGCUGGACUUGCUACUUGCAUAGAAUUAUGUGUGAAAGCUCUUCGCUUGGAAUCUACAGAAAAUACUGAAGUGAAAAUAUCAGUUUGCAAGACCAUUUCCUGUUUGUUGCCUGAUGAUCUGGAAGUGAAACGUGCUUGUCAACUGAGUGAAUUUCUUAUUGAGCCCACAGUAGACGCAUAUUAUGCUGUGGAGAUGUUGUACAACCAGCCGGACCAGAAAUAUGAUGAAGAGAAUCUUCCUAUACCAAAUUCUCUACGCUGUGAGCUCUUACUUGUUUUGAAAACUCAGUGGCCCUUUGAUCCAGAAUUUUGGGAUUGGAAAACCUUAAAACGACAGUGUCUUGCACUAAUGGGAGAAGAGGCGUCUAUUGUGUCUUCAAUUGAUGAACUCAAUGACUGUGAAGUGUAUGAAAAGGUAGAUUACCAGGAUGAAAGCAGAGAAGCAUCUGUGAAUGGGGUUUCUUGUGGACUUGGCACCAAUUCUGGCCUCCUGAUGGAUUCUGGUGAUGAUAAGCAACAGAAGGACCUAAAACAGUUGAAGGACAGGGGGUUCAUAUCUGCUAGGUUUAGGAAUUGGCAAGCCUACAUGCAGUAUUGUGUGCUAUGUGACAAAGAAUUCCUUGGGCACAGAAUAGUACGGCAUGCUCAAAAACAUUACAAAGAUGGGAUUUACAGCUGUCCCAUAUGCGCAAAGAAUUUUAAUUCUAAAGAAACUUUUGUCCCUCAUGUCACACUGCAUGUUAAACAGUCUAGUAAAGAGAGACUAGCAGCCAUGAAACCAUUAAGAAGAUUGGGAAGGCCUCCUAAGAUCACAGCCACCCAUGAAAGUCAAAAGGCUAACACUAAUAAUGUGGCCAAACAGGAACAACGGCCCAUAAAAAAGAAUAGUCUUUAUUCAACAGAUUUCAUCGUGUUUAAUGACAAUGAUGGUUCAGACGAUGAGAACGAUGACAAAGAUAAAUCAUAUGAGCCAGAGGCGAUCCCUGUCCAGAAGCCAGUACCCGUUAAUGAAUUUAAUUGCCCUGUAACUUUUUGUAAAAAGGGCUUUAAGUACUUCAAAAAUUUAAUUGCUCAUGUAAAAGGUCAUAAGGAUAAUGAAGAUGCCAAACGCUUUCUUGAAAUGCAGAGCAAAAAGGUCAUUUGCCAGUACUGUAGACGGCACUUUGUGAGCGUCACUCAUCUCAAUGAUCAUUUACAAAUGCACUGUGGCAGUAAGCCGUACAUCUGUAUACAGAUGAAGUGUAAGGCUGGCUUUAAUAGCUAUGCAGAGCUGUUAGCCCACCGAAAGGAGCAUCAAGUCUUUAGAGCAAAGUGCUUAUUUCCAAAAUGUGGCAGAAUUUUUUCCCAAGCUUACUUACUGUAUGACCAUGAAGCCCAGCAUUAUAAUACCUACACUUGUAAGGUCACAGGUUGUGGUAAGGUCUACCGUUCUCAGAGUGAGAUGGAGAAGCACGUGGAUGAUCACAGUGCUCCUGGAAAUGUGCUGCCUUCUGAAGAGCAGCUCAGUUUGUCUGGAAAUGAUGUGAGUCGGAGCACAGAAGGGAGCACUGGGGGAGAAAGAGCAGAGCUUCCUUCAGAGAAGAAUAGCACUGAAAAGAGCUUAGGAGCAGGAAGAGGUGACGGCUGGGAUAAAAGCCAAGCGGGCCAGCGCUCUGCCUCUGAACUCAGGCAAGCUAACAUACCAUUGUCAAAUGGUCUGGAAAACCCUGAUAAUACUGCUGUUCUUCAGACCAAUGAAGUGGCCGUGUCCAUCAAGGUGUCCCUCAACCAUGGCACUGAGGGUGACUUUGGCAAGCAAGAAAACCUAACCACAGAAGGCGCUGGUGAGCCACUGGUGACAGAUUUGUGUAAGCCGGGUGAAGGUGCUGCUGUCGGUUUGUGUCAUCCAUGUCUCCAAGAGAAGAAACGGCAUGAGCACCUGAGUGAAGCCCAUGUGACUCACAAUUCUUUAGCAAAUUCUGAAUCGCUGAAGAUGGGAGACCUUAACCCACAGAACUUAGAAAGACAGGUGAACACGCUGAUGACCUUCUCUCUACAGAGUCAGGCGGGACUGCUGGACAGCUCACAGACUUCCAAGUUUGACUGUGGAGGUGAUGGGAAGACAUCGCCCAGCCUUUACGAUUUACCUCUGAAGACACUGGAAAGCAUUGCGUUUGCCCCAUCGCAGCUCAGCCUGAGCAGUUCUCUGGGAACUCCCUCAGUACCUCCAAAAGCUCCAGCUCAGAAAUUCAGCUGCCAGGUCGAGGGGUGCACUCGAACAUAUAACUCCUCCCAGAGUAUUGGGAAGCACAUGAAAACAGCACACCCUGACCAAUAUGCUGCUUUUAAAAUGCAGCGCAAAACUAAAAAAGGUCAGACAGCUAACAACUUAAGUACACCAAAUCAUGGAAAGUGUGUUUAUUUUUUGCCAUCCCAAGUGAGCAGCUCUAAUCAUGCUUUUUUUACACCACAGACCAAAGCCAAUGGGAAUCCUGCCUGUUCAGCCCAGUUGCAGCAUGUCUCGCCUUCCAUUUUUCCAGCUCAUUUAGCAAAUGUAUCAACUCCAUUGUUACCCUCAGUGGAAAGUGUCCUAAGUCCAAACCUACCUUCUCAGGAUAAGCAUGGACAAGAUGGUAUAUUGUGUUCACAAAUGGAAAAUUUGUCUAGUACUACCUUGCCAGCUCAAAUGGAAGAUCUAACCAAAACAGUUCUGCCUUUGAACAUUGACAGCGGCUCAGAUCCUUUCCUUCCUUUACCCACAGAAAACAGCUCUCUCUUCCCUUCACCAGCAAACAGUGAGAAUAAUUCUGUUUUUUCCCAACUGGAAAAUAGUACAAAUCACUAUCCCUCGCAGAUGGAAGGAAACAUGGAUUCCUCUUUUCUAAAAGGAGGCAGUAGUGAGAAUGGGGUUUUUUCUUCCCAAGCGAGUGUUUCAGACGACAGCAGCAGUGCCAGCGCACAGCAGUCGGCAUCUAAGAAGGCGAAGAAGGAUCGUGGUCGAGGCCCAAAUGGGAAGGAAAGAAAACCCAAGCACAACAAAAGGGCUAAGUGGCCUGCAAUUAUCAGAGAUGGGAAAUUUAUCUGUAGCAGGUGUUACAGGGCUUUCACGAACCCUAGGUCCCUGGGUGGACACCUGUCUAAACGGGACUACUGCAAACCACUGGAUGGAGCAGAAAUUGCACAGGAACUUUUACAGAACAACAAACAGCCUUCCCUUCUGGCCAGCAUGAUUCUCUCUACAAGUGCAGUAAAUAUGCAACAGCCACACCAAUCUACCUUUAAUCCAGAAACUUGUUUUAAAGAUCCAUCCUUCCUGCAGCUUCUUUCUGUGGAAAAUCGCUCAUCAUUUUUACCAAGUGCAUUUCCUAGAUGUGAUGUGAGUAACUUUAAUACCAGUGUUAGUCAGGAAGGCAGUGAAAUUAUUAAGCAGGCUUUAGAAACUGCUGGCAUUCCCAGCACGUUUGAGAGUGCUGAAAUGCUUUCUCAGGUUGUUCCUAUAGGCAGUGUCACAGAUGGAGCACAAGGAAGUUCAGCAGGAAUGCCAGGCACAGCGGUGACACCCUUGUUACAGUCUGUUUGCCACCCAGACAGUUCACCAACUGACCAGAAUAGAACACCAAAUUCCAAAACUUCCACCAUCAAGGAAUGUAACAACUUGCCUAUCUUUCCCACAAAUGAUUCACUGCUAAAGACUAUUGAAAAUGGUUUGUGCACUGAUUCAUUCACUAGUUCUACUGAGCCGUCGCAAAAUUUUACCAGCAAUAGCACACAUAUUUCUGUAAUAAGCGGGCCUCAAAAUUCAAGAUCCAGUCCUUUGAAUAAAAAAGGAAACAGUGCAUCUAAGAGAAGAAAAAAGGCUGCUCCUCCAGUCAUUGUACCCAGUGCUUCCCAGAAUGCGGCAUCAACUGACUUGACAGUGGGACUUACAGCAGAGAACCUUAAGGUUCCCGAUACCAACAUUUGUUCAGAAAUAAUUUCAAAUUGUCAACCUCGGGUUUUGGUGGAAAAUCUCUCACAGAAAUUAAAUAACAUUGACAAUCAUUUGUUUAUAACUGAUGUAAAAGAGAACUUUAAAGCUGGUCUUGACCCACACACAGCGUUAACCCCUUUAACAUUAAAAACAGAAAAUGGUGAUUCUCGAAUGAUGGCUUUGAGUUCAUGCACAUCAGUGGAUUGUGAUUUGCAGGUUUCUGAAGACAAUGUCAUACAGAACUUUGAAAAGACUCUUGAAAUUAUUAAAACUGCUAUGAAUUCUCAAAUACUUGAGGUAAAAAGUGGAUCUCAGGGUACUGGUGAGACACCACAGGAUGCUCAGAUAAAUUACAGCAUUCCGCUUCCUUCAGAAAGCCCAACCCAAGACAACAAGUUACCUGAUUCUUCUCAGUGUUCCUCUUUCCUAACUGUAGUGCCAACAAAAAGUAACGUUCCUCAGUCUGAAGCAUUACACAAGGAGGAUCAAAUACAGGACAUUUUAGAAGGUUUGCAAAACUUAAAAUUAGAAACUGACCUCUCCACUCCUGCUUCCCAGUGUAUGCUAAUAAACACAUCAGUAACACUGCCCCCUACGCCUACUAAAUCAACUCCAAAUAUUACAGUCCAGCCAGUUUCCGAAAUGAUACAUAUCCAGCUUAAUGACAGAGUUAAUAAGCCAUUUGUGUGUCAAAACCAAGACUGUAACUACAGUGCCAUGACAAAGGAUGCCCUGUUCAAACACUAUGGUAAAAUCCAUCAGUAUACUCAAGAAAUGAUUCUUGAGAUUAAGAAGAAUCAGUUAAAAUUUGCUCCAUUUAAAUGUGUAGUACCUACAUGUACCAAAACAUUUACAAGAAAUUCUAAUCUCCGGGCACACUGUCAGUUGGUGCAUCAUUUUACAACAGAAGAAAUGGUAAAGUUAAAAAUAAAAAGACCAUAUGGAAGAAAAUCUCAGAGUGAAAAUUUGUCAGUGCCACAAAUUACUCAAGUGAAAAAACAGCCACUCGUAGCAGAGGAGGUAAAAACUGAUUUACAGCCUGCGGUAGCGUUGCCAGCAGGGACAGAUGAUGCCCUUGGCAAUGUAGCAGUAAUCCCAGAAAAACAACUUACAGAAAAAAAAAGUCCUGAGAAACCAGAAAGUUCCUCACAACCUCUCACAGUCACUGUCGAACAAUAUAAUACAAAUCUCACAAACCUGAAAGCCAAAGGAAGGAAAAAUAAGAGGCAUAGAAAAGAAAAGGAAGAAAAAAAAGAGAAGAACCCAGUCUCCCAGUCUGUUGAGUUUCCAGCAAGAUACAGUCCCUAUAGACCUUACUGCUGUGUUCACCAGGGAUGCUUUGCUGCAUUUACAAUACAGCAAAACUUGAUUCUUCAUUACCAGGCUGUACAUAAAUCAAAUCUUCCUACAUUUUCUGCAGAGAUUGAAGAGGAAAGUGAAGCUGGCAGAGAAAGUGAAGAAACUGAAACAAAACAAUCAAUGAGAGAAUUUCGCUGCCAGGUGAGUGACUGUUCUAGAAUUUUCCAAGCGAUCACUGGCCUGAUACAGCACUACAUGAAACUUCAUGAAAUGACCCCUGAGGAAAUUGAAGGCAUGACUGCUGCUGUGGAUGUUGGCAGAUUUCCAUGUGAUCAGUUGGAGUGUAAAUCUUUUUUUACAACAUAUCUGGGCUAUGUUGUUCAUCUUGAGGUAGACCAUGGGAUUGGAACAAGGACAGGUAAAUCAGAAGAAGACGGCAUAUACAAGUGUGACUGUGAAGGCUGUGACCGGAUAUAUGCAACUCGGUCUAAUCUCCUCCGACACAUCUUUAAUAAGCAUAAUGACAAACAUAAGGCUCAUUUGAUUCGGCCAAGAAAAUUAACUGGUCAGGAAAAUAUAUCAAGUAAAGCAAACCAAGAAAAAUCAAAGCCUAAACAUCGGCUAUCAAAACACAGCAGAUCUGGAAAAGAAGGAAUAAAAAUGCCUAAGACCAAGCGAAAGAAAAAAAGUAAUUUUGAAAACAAGAGUGCAAAAGUUGUGCAGAUUGAAGAAAAUAAGCCUUAUUCUCUAAAACGUGGAAAACACGUAUAUUCCAUAAAGGCUAGAAACGACGCCUUGUCAGAGUGUACGAGCAAAUUUGUAACGCAGUACCCGUGUAUGAUAAAGGGGUGCACUUCUGUUGUUACAAGUGAAAGCAAUAUCAUUAGACAUUAUAAGUGCCAUAAAUUGUCCAAAGCAUUUACAUCACAACAUCGCAAUAUUCUUAUUGUAUUCAAGCGGUAUGGCAACCCACAAGGAAAGGAAGCUUCUCAGCAAGAGGAUUGUAAAGACGAUACAAAAGAUCCUGAUGCAUUUGUGUUAGAGAAAAACGAUAAUUCAAAAGCAGCUUCCGUUUCACAGGAAGAAAGUAUAAAAGGUGAGAAAGAUGAAAUGGAUGAGCUAACAGAACUCUUUAUUACAAAAUUAAUAAAUGAAGAUAGCACAAAUGUAGAAACUCAAGUUAAUACUACUUUAAAGGUAAAUAAUGGUUUUCAGGAAAGUAAUUCCUGCCCAUCAGAAAAACAAAAGGCAGGUAAUUUGAAGAGAGUUAAUAAGGAAAAAGGCAUUGUGCAAAAUAAAAAAAGAAAGGUUGAUAAAACUGAGCCAGAAUUACCAUUGGAGGUAAAUACUGCACAGAAGGACGAAGAGACUGCUGUGGCUGUUCAAACCACGGAGGAGCAUCCUGCCUCCUUUGACUGGAGCUCCUUCAAGCCGAUGGGAUUUGAAGUGUCGUUUCUUAAGUUUCUUGAAGAGUCUGCAGUGAAGCAGAAGAAAAACACUGACAGAGACCAUUCACACAGUGGGAGUAAGAGAGGAUCCCAUUCAAAUUCAAGAAGAAAUGUUGAUAAGACCACUGUGGCUGGUGGGAAUCACACGUGUUCUUGUAAAGAAAGUGAUCUCUUUGUACGGUUUGCCAAUCCCUCCAAGCUUCCGUGCAGUGAGAAUGUAAAGAUUGUUUUAGACAAGACUCUUAAAGAUUGCACUGAGCUUGUCCUAAAACAGCUUCAGGAAAUGAAACCUACUGUGAGCCUAAAAAAGCUUGAAGUGCUAUCAAAUGCUCCAGACAGGACUGUUUUGAGAGACGUCAGCAUAGGUAGAGCCACGGGCAGAGGGCAGGACUGAGAGCAGACUCGUGUACUAUAAAUGCGUAUCAUUUGUAGUUUAUUUUAACUAGAAAGCCAUCAAGCAUGCUAUAAUUGUGAGCUUUUUAAUUUGUUGACAUGAAUUAACCUAGCUUUAAAAAAAAUGAGGAGAAAAAAAAAAGCCAUGACACCUGUCAUGUAGAACUUUAUUUUAUCCCUAUGGGACUCGGGCAAAAUCAGUACUUCAGUCAUUGUAAAUAAUUGAGUUAAGCCUCAGAUAUCUGUCACCUGUUGUCCUUUCCAUGAACUCUACUGAUUAUCUGUGGGGUUGGUGUCUUCUCAGCAGAUCACCACUCGUGUAUAGCAGUACUCUUUAUCUGUAGAUAGUUUUUUGUAUAUAUUUAUUAUUGUAAAUCAUUUGCUGCCACCAGCAGUCUGUAAGUCUAAAUAAGUAAAUGAUACAUUUAUAUUUGCAAUUUUAAUUUUAUCGAAGUGAUCAAGUUUUUAAACUUAUUGUUUUAAAUUAAGAACUUUUUGAACUAAAACUAGAAACUGCCAUAGGUUUGGUUGUUUUUUUUUUAACAUAAAACAUUUACAAGAUGAUGUCAGGCUGGUUCGCACGGUAGGCACAUUGCAACACUCGGCUUUGGGAACUUGCCAUCCUCCUUUCCUGGAUGGUGUUCAUGUGAAAUCAGAGCAGAUUCUUCAGUAGUUUCAUAUAGCUGCAGAUUUUUUUCCUUUUUCCAUUGCUUCUAAUUGGAUAGUUAUUUUGAGUCCAUGAAAUGUAAUGGAAAUGUGAAUAAAGACUUUACUACAUUGAAGAUUUUCAACAUUGGUAUUUUAAAGUAUCCUUUGUCAAUGUGAUAGAAACUAGUAGUGGAGCAGUGUAAAUACUCAAGGUGGUGGUUUGUGAAGUAGCCCAGUAUUGCCUUAAAUAAAAUCACAUUUCAGUUCUUCUUUUGUAUGUGAUCUUAUAAAGAUUUUUUUCUUCCCAUUUUCUGAGUUUUAUGGAUGGUGUAUAGCUUUAAACUGUAUAAACUUUUGUGGAAAGAAUUUUUUAGACAUUUUAUAAAUUUUAAAAUUGGUAUCAUCAAAGUGAGCCCAUCUUGUGUUUAUAAAAUGCAAGAAUCCUUAACAUUUAUAGUUGCAUAGAUGAGACACUUUCUAUAAGGAAGUCAUAUGUUUUGAUUUUACUAUUUAUAGGCAUUGGGUUGUGCAGAUUUGUCUGUAUUUUUCACAUUAUCUAAUGAUACUGUUUUCAUUAGAUUAGUCUUCAUGAACAGUAUUAAUCAUGAUUGAUUUUUUUAUCGUUCCAUAUCUAAUUGUAGCUUAGCUUCAUUCACCAGACCUGUGCUGCGAGGUAGGAGUUGCUUUUCGAGCACUGACGGCCUCGUCGGACGCACAGGUGGAGUCGGUACUGGAAGCAAGCAGCCUUUGGAUAUUUACUUUCAUUUCUGUUUGCCCUAAUAGCAUUGUUGUUUUGUUUUCUUUUGUUUGACAUACCGUAAUGCCGUUCCAUUCACGGUGUUAGCCUGAGCUGUGGUGUUGUAGUCACAUGGAUGUGUGUCCCUGUACAGCAUCAGACUUGCAGGAGAGAGAAAUCACUUCCCUGAAAUUGCUGGGACUCUGAAUAAGCAAGCGUGGUGAAGGAAUGAACUUCAUUUCUUUUGGAAAUGUUAAAGGUUUUAUUAUGAAAACAUUAUAGUUUUAUGUGGGGACCCAGUGAGUUCUGUUGAGUAGUUGGUUUUACCUUAAGUUUCUUUUCAGUAUGCCUAAAACUUGACACAUUAAAAUGUUACCAUUUGGUAAGCCCACUGUUAUUUAUUAAUGUUAAAAUAAAGGUGGUUUUCAUCGUU
Myodes glareolus (Bank vole) is the source of this 10185-nucleotide messenger RNA. NCBI's taxonomy places the organism in Eukaryota, Metazoa, Chordata, Mammalia, Rodentia, Cricetidae. The record is from RefSeq and is a predicted model, not a curated record.